Trichoderma reesei QM6a is the source of this 963-nucleotide messenger RNA. RefSeq lists its product as uncharacterized. The record is from RefSeq and is a predicted model, not a curated record. Gene Ontology annotation, molecular function: FMN binding; riboflavin reductase (NADPH) activity. Lineage: Eukaryota; Fungi; Ascomycota; Sordariomycetes; Hypocreales; Hypocreaceae. Bases 310 to 963 code for a protein of 217 amino acids. The transcript is spliced from 2 exons.
UUUUGUCCAUCUUUACUUCCGUUGGGCUUAUUGUCUGGGUCUUUGCUGAGGAUCUGUUGGAAGAAAAGGCCGUAUGGGACUUGAUGAGGGCUGCUAGGGCGGCGCGACAGGUGUCGCGGCUUGGGUGCUGCGGCGCGAGGCGGCGGAAUGCGGGCUGUGGGCUGGGAGAUGCUUGGACGGUGCAGAAGAGGGCACUUUGGGGGCUGAGGCUGUUGAGGGGCGUUCACGAUGUCGUUGGGCAUGCGCUGACUAUGGGGGAGACUGCGGCUGGUGUGCGGCCACGGGGAAGUGCCAGCACAGCUUCACGAGAUGCUCCCAAUAGAGUCGAACGCGACGAGCUUGCAAGAGCCCAAGUCGAUCCAGAGCCAUGCUUCAUGGCAUACUUCAUCGCCCUUACCGCCGACAGCAGAUCCCACCUCGCCGGCCGGUCUCUCAGAACAGAUACGCUCCAUCAUGCGCCUGCUGCCGCACUCCGUCGUAGUCUGCACCUCAACGCACGACCGAGCACCACGAGCAAUGACCAUGUCGUCAUUCACAUCCCUCACACUCUCCCCAACGCCGCUGAUAUCCUUCAACAUAGCGACACCAAGCCGAACCCUCGACGCAAUCACCCAGAGCGGCCACUUCAACAUUCACAUCAUGUCGGGAGACGAGCUGGGCGUGCAGGUAGCCGACAGAUUCACGAGGGGCAACACGGACGAUGUUUUUGAGGGGCUGGACUACGAUGCGGGCGGCGAGACUGGGAGUGCGCCGCCGCUGUUGAGGGGGGACGGGGUCAUGUAUGCGCUGAGGUGCAGGCUGUUGCGCGAUGAGCCGACGGGGGGCGUGAUGAGGGUGAGGGAUCACGUUAUCGUUGUGGGAGAGGUGGUGGAGAUGAUUCCGGGGAGCUGUGGCAAGGAGUUUGGGCUGGCGUAUGCGGAUAGGAAGUACCGGCAGGUUGGGAGGGUGAUUGCUCGGGACUGA